AUGGCGGAAAUACCCAUCAUUGUAGGGGUAGGGGAUGUCGUGAACCGAUCGACUUCAACCGACGCCGCACUGGAACCUUUGCGGCUAAUACUGGACUCGAUCCGAAAUGCUCUAGAAGACACGGGUUUGGCCGAGGAGAAGCAGAAGUUUCUUCAAAAGGCCAUUGACAGUAUUGAUGUCGUGAGAACGUGGACAUGGCCAUACGAUGACUUGCCAGGCGAUAUCGCCCGCAAUCUGGCAGUGGACCCACGGCACAAGUUCUACACUGAACAUGGCGGCAACAAUCCGGCGAAACUCUUCGAUGAUGCAGCGAGAAGGAUUUCAAACGGCCAGACCAAAGUCGCCGUAGUGACAGGCGGUGAGGCUUUGGCGUCAUUGACGGCGUGUGCGGCGGCAAAGCAAUUACCGCCCGCAGGAUGGACAAAGACAAAAGAGAGCGUGACUUCGGUCUUCAAAGCCACCGGGAGAGAUCAACAAGCAGACCUUGGUCAGGUUCAAGGGAUAACGGACCCCAUACAAAUUUAUCCCCUGUAUGAAAAUGGUUUACGUGCGCACCGAAAACAAUCGCUUAGAGACAAUCACAACGAGUCAGCAACAUUGUAUGCCGACUUCGCCAAAGUAGCAGAGCACCAACCGUAUGCUUGGAACUAUGGCAAGCCGGCAAAGUCAAAAGAGGAGAUCGGGACCGUCACGAAGCGAAACCGAAUGAUCUGUCUGCCGUACCCCCUUCUUAUGAACGCUUUCAACACCGUCAAUCUUGCAGGAGCGUGUAUCUUGACUUCGACAACCUAUGCAGAAGAGCUAGGCAUACCAAAGACAAAAUGGAUUUAUGCCCUGGGUGGUGCUGGAACGCAGGACUCGACCAAUUUCUGGGAAAGACCCAACUACUACUCGAGCCCAUCCAUUGAGCGGUCUCUAGAUUCUGCGCUCGAGGUAUCUGGUCUGGACAAAAGCGAUAUUGACUUGUAUGACUUUUACUCUUGUUUCCCUAUCGUACCCAAACUUGCUGCGGCGCAUUUGAAGCUGCCUAUCACAGGAGGAGCUCAAGCUCUCACUCUUCUUGGGGGAUUGACGAGUUUCGGCGGUGCCGGUAACAAUUAUUCAAUGCAUGCCAUCACCGAGAUGACACGACAAUUACGACAGGGUAAAGGACGGAAUGGACUGAUCCUUGCUAACGGUGGCUGGGUCACAUAUCAACAUGUGCUAUGUCUCUCUACGAUGCGACGGCGCGGGGGUACUGCCUAUCCUGACCAUGCACCACUGCCCGAUCACGUCACAGAUGUUCCUAUCCCACAGGUCGAUAUCAAAGUGGAAGGAGACCAAGAAGCCGUAAUCGAGACUUACACUGUCGAAUUCAAUCGUGAUAACACACCGAGAGAAGCAUAUGUCGUAGGCCGACUGAGGAACGGCCACAGGUUCGUGGCGAAUGAGGGCGACAAGGAGACUUUAGUACAGCUGUCAUCAACCACUACAGAGCCGAUUGGACGUACAGGACGCGUCUACAAUGACGGAAAGAGAAAUCGGUUUGUUUUGGAGAGGGGAUUGACGGGGAAGCUGUGA
Molecule: messenger RNA, 1560 nt
Organism: Exophiala spinifera
Lineage: Eukaryota; Fungi; Ascomycota; Eurotiomycetes; Chaetothyriales; Herpotrichiellaceae
Exons: 8
Coding region: 1-1560 (519 amino acids)
Molecular function (GO): acyltransferase activity
Source: RefSeq, a predicted model, not a curated record